Alternaria postmessia is the source of this 3006-nucleotide messenger RNA. RefSeq lists its product as uncharacterized. The record is from RefSeq and is a predicted model, not a curated record. Lineage: Eukaryota; Fungi; Ascomycota; Dothideomycetes; Pleosporales; Pleosporaceae. Bases 1 to 3006 code for a protein of 1001 amino acids. The transcript is spliced from 11 exons. Gene Ontology annotation, molecular function: oxidoreductase activity.
AUGCUUUCAAUUCUUCUUGCAGCGGCGCCUCUAGCCUCGCUCGUGUGUGCAUCCUUUGAUGGCAACUUGAACUACCACUCGCCUUCUCGCCGGCAUGAGGGUCUUGGCAUAGACGUGCCAAAGGUCGCAAAGAGGAGCCUUGUGAAACGGGCAACUCCCUGGGAUCCUGCCCAGCUGAGCUUCACGCACGGCGUCGCUUCUGGAGAUCCUUACCCGGACUCGGUCAUUCUCUGGACACGCAUCGCACCAUCACUUGAGAACGAUAGGUCGAAUGUAACCGUCACGGGUAAUGUAGCAUUCUACAACCACGAGACGGAGAAGUACAUCAAGGCCUCGCCAAACCCUAUUUGCGUGGACUAUCGCGUUGGUACGGAUCGCAAUUUCUCAAGCAUCGCGGAUCAAGGCCAGGCAUACACCACUUCCGACAUCGACUUCACUGUCAAGAUUGAAGCGAAGAAUCUUUCGCCAUUCACGCAGUACUACUACCAGUUUAAUGUUUGUGGUAGCUCCAACAAAAGUCCGCUCGGCAGAACUAAGACUAGUCCUCACGAAGACGAUGAUGUUUCAAAGAUUGGCCUUGCUAUCUUCUCUUGCUCUAAUUGGCAGAAUGGAUACUUCAAUGCGUACGGGAACGCGGCCAGGAAAGACCAGGUAGAUUACUUCGUUCAUCUCGGUGACUACAUCUAUGAGUCCACCAAAGGCAAACUUGGUCAGGAUCCGCGAGCAACGAACCCAUCAAGAGAGAUUGUCGCACUAUAUGACUACCGAACAAGAAUCGGCCAGUACCGUACCGAUGACGACCUGCUUCUUGCACACCAAAACUUUGCAUGGAUUCCAACUUGGGAUGAUCAUGAGGUCGCAAACAAUGGAUAUCGCGAUGGUUUCAGCAACAUGAACAACACCGAGCAGAGCUUCCGAAAGUUCGGAGGCGUGAGUGUUGACUCAAGAAAGAUGAAUGCCGUCAGAGCAUACUUCGAGUGGAUGCCUAUUCGCCAGGUUGACAUGGACGACAACCUGCGCAUCUGGCGUAAUUUUAAGAUGGGUAAACUUUUUGACCUGAUCAUGCUCGACACACGCAACUACGACCGAUCCAUCACGACUCUCAACUGGAACGACGACUACAUUGCGGAUCUCAAAGAUGAUGCUGGCCGCUCGCUGAUGGGUAGCCUUCAAGAAAACUGGUUCUACAACCAGCUUUCCAAAUCGCAUGAGCGAGGGGCUACUUGGAGGAUCGUCGGAAAUCAAAUCAUCUUCUCGCGGAUGAACAAUAGCGCCGUGUACGACGAAGAGCUGAACGCUGAUCAGUGGGACGGAUACACUGCAAACCGCAACCGUACCCUUCAUCAUCUUUACAGCAACGAGAUUCCGAACACCGCCUUCUUGGCUGGUGAUUCUCAUGCCAACUGGGUGUCUGAUCUUGUUUGGCUUGACGAGACUCCGUACGACCAAUCUACGGGUGCUGGUGCUAUUGGUGUCGAAUUCGCCGGCACGGCCGUUUCUUCCAGUGGUUAUGGCGCUGGUAGAUCUAUUGCAAACUCGAGCGAUCGUUCCGCUGCCCUCGUGCGCGACAACCGCGAGCUUCAGUGGACCGAGGGUUACUACAGAGGAUACUACGAGCUAUUCAUCUCACCUGAGGAGCUCAACGCGCAGUACUAUGGCUCUCCAUCUGUGGCAUCACGAAAUCCUUUCGACAUCAGCCUUGCAAACUUCACGGUCAAAGCCGGUGCCAACCACCUGGAAAGGACCAACGGAACUGUCGUCGCUACUGGCGGUCAUGUUGAGAGUGGCGCGCUUCAACGCGGAGCCACCACCCCAACAAAUUUGACGCUCAACACCCUCACUGGGACGUGGAAUGUCACUGGCUUCGAACAGAUGUUCGUUACAUACGCGACCGCACUCCCUGCUGAACCCAUCGUAGCAACCAGAAAACUGUCGCAAGUAGUCACAUUCAGUUCGAGCAACAAAAUGGCAUCCACAAUGAAGGCCUGGCAGUAUAAUAGCACAAAAGGCGGAAUCGAGAAGAACCUGCAGAUCAACGACGCCGCACCUCAACCUACGCUUCACGAUGAACAGAUUCUCAUCCAAGUUCACGCCAUGGCGAUCAAUCCCGUCGACCAUAAGGUGACUGAAGGCCCGAUGCCACUGCGACUUGUAGGCUCUGACAUCACCCCGGGUGCGGACUUUUGCGGCAAAGUCGCCAAAGUUGGAAAGAAGGUCGACGAAUUCCAGAUCGGCGAGUUUGUGUUUGGCGCGAAAGUCGGUGCGCUGACGGGAGGAAGUUUGGCACAGUAUGUGGCUGUGGAGAGAAAUAUGUUGGCGACAUUACCAGAGGGCGUGAAGGUAGAGGAUGCGGCUGGUGUGGGGAUCGUGGGGUUGACCGAAUAUCAAGCCAUCGCGCCAAACGUUAAGAGCGGCGACAAAGUCUUCAUCAACGGCGGCUCGGGCGGCACUGGUGUUUAUGGCAUCCAGAUCGCAAAAGCGCUUGGUUGCCACGUUACCACGACGUGCUCAACACCCAACGUCGACCUCUGCAAAAGUCUGGGCGCAGACGAAGUCAUCGAUUACAAAACCUCUGAUGUCAUUGAUACUCUUUCUUCCAAGGGUCAGGUUUUUACCCUUGUAGUCGAUAACAUCGGCACGCCAUCUAACCUCUACAAAUCUGCAUCUUCCUAUCUUAUGCCAGCCGGAAAGUUCAUCCAGAUCGGAUCAACAUUGAGCAUGGAUAGCAUAAAGACAGUGGGUUCGAAUAUGCUGCUACCAGGUUUUCUGGGCGGUGGAAAGAAUAGCUAUCAGAUGCUGAUGGCGAAGCCGUCGGCGGAUGCGCUGAGGCAGCUUGGCGAGUGGAUGAAGGAGGGUAAGUUGAAGGGUAUUGUUGAUACAGUGUUUGAUUGGGAAGAUGCGCCGAAAGCCUUUGAGAAGUUGAAGACGGGGAGGGCGAGGGGUAAGAUUGUUGUCAAGGUGCCGCAAGACAAAGCUAAAGAGAAGGCUGAGGUCGGAGAUGCUUGA